Messenger RNA from Lipotes vexillifer (Yangtze River dolphin), 752 nucleotides. RefSeq names its product tetraspanin 18 (gene TSPAN18). Lineage: Eukaryota; Metazoa; Chordata; Mammalia; Artiodactyla; Lipotidae. The record is from RefSeq and is a predicted model, not a curated record. Gene Ontology annotation, cellular component: plasma membrane. The transcript is spliced from 7 exons. The coding region runs from base 6 to 752 and encodes 248 amino acids.
GCACCAUGGAAGGCGACUGUCUGAGCUGCAUGAAAUAUCUGAUGUUUGUGUUCAAUUUCUUCAUAUUUCUGGGCGGGGCCUGCCUGCUGGGCAUCGGCAUCUGGGUCAUGGUGGACCCCACCGGCUUCCGGGAGAUCGUGGCCGCCAACCCCCUGCUUAUCACAGGCGCCUACAUCCUCUUGGCCAUGGGGGGCCUGCUUUUUCUGCUCGGCUUCCUGGGCUGCUGCGGGGCCGUCCGGGGGGACAAGUGUCUGCUGCUGUUGUUCUUCCUGUUCAUCCUGAUCAUCUUCUUGGCGGAGCUCUCGGCGGCCAUCUUGGCCUUCAUCUUCAGGGAGAACCUCACCCGCGAAUUCUUCACCAAGGAGCUCACCAAGCACUACCAAGGCCACAACGACACAGACGUCUUCUCUGCCACCUGGAACUCGGUCAUGAUCACAUUUGGUUGCUGCGGGGUCAACGGGCCGGAGGACUUUAAGUUUGCAUCAGUUUUCCGACUUCUGACUUUGGACAGUGACGAGGUGCCGGAGGCCUGCUGCCGGAGAGAACCCCAGAGUCGGGACGGGGUCCUGCUGAGCAGGGAGGAAUGCCUCCUGGGAAGGGACCUGUUCCUGAACAAGCAGGGCUGUUACACGGUGAUCCUCAACGCCUUUGAAACUUACGUCUACCUGGCCGGAGCCCUCGCCAUAGGGGUGCUGGCCAUCGAGCUUUUUGCCAUGGUCUUUGCGAUGUGCCUCUUCCGGGGCAUCCAGUAG